UCUGCAAUUUUCUUGUAUGUUCCCCAUGUUUUCUGGUGGCCACUGUGUGUGUAUAUUUUUUCUUCUUUUCCUACCUUUGCUCACACCUUCAAUUCCAAUGUCCAAUUUAUGUGUACCGUUUCGAUUAGGUCCAUGGUGUGAUGGUGGUCUUUCCUGCUCGGUCGUCCUUUGCUAUGUUUGGCACCACCGAUAGGUCACGCUAUUUGUCGCCGAUCAGUGUGGGUGUGAUUGUUUGCCACGUGAACAAAACGAGCUAGAGAGCAGGGCCAAGGCAGGGAAUCUCCACUUAACGGGCGACUAUACGAACGCUCGGUACGGAAUGGUCUGGCGUUUGCGAAUGAUCAUUACAUUAGUCAAUAUCAAUGGUCAACGGUCAUAUUGGAUGGCGCGAUGGUGUUUGUCGUCAUCGGUGUGCGGUUUUCUGGGAAUUCUGUGCCGAUAUGAUACAUAUGGUGAAGGAUCAAAGCAGGAUAAGCAGCCAGAAUCGAAGGGGUGCACAGUAUAAAAAGUGUUCGGCUAACCGGUGGACAGCCUCAUUCGUCGGUGGACCGUAGCUCGGGUCGAAAGUUUGUGCGCGUGUGAACAUUCGUUCGGUUGUUGUGUACCUGUUUGGGGGGGGCAAUACCUUUGGAACUGGAACCCAUUUAUCAAGAUGAUCGUGUUAGUGCAUGUUGGAUAAGAUUUUGCAACCCGUUCUUUCGGUAACAGUGCGUAGGAGACACGGGAGUCAGAAGCAAACACAUCCGGCAAACUGGCCGGAACACGGUCCAAAAUGUGGCUACCGUUGGCGCUCUGUGUGCUGCUGGAAUUUGCCGAAAUUGUUAGUGCAACAGGCGGAUUGGACGAUGCGCUGGAGGUUACGUUCAGCGAACGAACCCGUGCCGACUGGGAGAAGGUGUGGCAUCAGGAAAGCCAUUCACGCUGCCGGGAGAAAUUGAUACGCCAUCUGUAUUGGGCCUGCGAGAAGGAUAUCUAUCGAAUUUCGCGACGCAGCGGUAACGGAGAUGAUGGUCUGUCUGGAACGAUGGAAAAACGCAGUACAGCGAGUCGUACGUUUGUGGAGGAUGAUAUGCAACAGACCGCUUCAUUUCCUUGGGCAAUUGAUCGUGAGGUGGCGUACGCUUUCCUGCGUACCCGACGCAACGGAAAGCGACGUUCGGGUGGUUCUAUUACGGCCGAAUGUUGCACGCGUACCGGUUGCACCUGGGAGGAAUAUGCCGAAUAUUGUCCGUCAAACAAGCGGUUAAAUCAAUAUCGGCGCAGGAAGUAAAUAUUGCGAACGGAUACAAUGGGUGUGUGUGUGGUUUAAGCGGUGGGUCAAAACCCCAAAAAUGGAAAAGCAAGGAUGAGGUAGACGGUUUAUAUGGUUUAUGGCCAGGUGAUGGAAUGUAACGGAUGAAGGAGAUGGGAUGCAGGUGAAGGUAGAACUGGACGUUUUCUCGGUAUUCUCGAUCAUCGUACACAGCAUUGGUUGUGUAUCGUAGCAUUUUUGUAUGUAUAAUGUGAAAUAAAGGAAUCCGCACUACCUAAAACAGAAGAACGGGAAGUUAUGUUGUUUUCUUAUCUCUACGA
Messenger RNA from Anopheles funestus (African malaria mosquito), 1572 nucleotides. It is a transcript of the gene Ilp7, whose product is annotated as probable insulin-like peptide 7. The record is from RefSeq and is a predicted model, not a curated record. The coding region runs from base 773 to 1270 and encodes 165 amino acids. The transcript has a single exon. NCBI's taxonomy places the organism in Eukaryota, Metazoa, Arthropoda, Insecta, Diptera, Culicidae.